AUGGAUAGAACUGCUUUGGAUAGAUACGAACGGACUGAAAUCCUUGGUGAAGGAUCGUUUGGUAUCGUUUACAAAGGAUUUGAGAAGAGCACAGGUGAUUUGGUAGCAAUGAAGAAGAUGCGCUUGAGACAUGCUUCGGAAGGUGUUCCGGGUACGGCUCUUCGUGAAAUGACGUUGCUUAAAAGACUAAAACAUCCCAACAUCGUUUCUUUGAAAGAAGUGAUUCUGGACGAACGACUGGUUUACUUGAUAUUUGAAUACCUUAGUAUGGAUUUAAAAAAAUGCAUUGACAAAAUUCCUUAUGAAGAACUAAUGAAUAAAAAUGAGCUAAAGUCGUACUUGUACCAAAUUUUGCAAGGUAUCUGUUUCUGUCACCAGCGUAAUGUUCUCCAUCGUGAUUUAAAACCACAGAAUUUGCUGGUUGACGGAAAAGGUUGCCUCAAGAUUGCUGAUUUUGGUCUCGCAAGAGAAUUGGAGUUUGCAGAAAGAAGAUACACUGAUGUGGUGGUCACUUUAUGGUAUCGACCACCAGAAAUACUGUUCGGUUGUACCAAUUAUUCGAUGGCAGUUGACAUUUGGAGCAUCGGGUGCAUUUUUGCUGAAAUGGCCAUGAAAACAGCUCUCUUUAGGGGUGAUUCGGAAAUCGAUCAGAUUUUCCGUAUUUUCAGUAUACUGUCAACUCCGAAACAGGAACUAGAGAGUGGUGUGUUAAAAAUGCCGCGAUUUCUAAGAUCAUAUCCGGUGUACGAAAAAAACAUACUUUCGAAAAUUCUUGCUAGCUACAUGGACGAAGAAGGAAUCAAGAUCUUGAAGACAAUGCUUACUUACAAUCCGAGAGAGCGGGUCUCAGCAAAGGCACUGUUAAAGAAUCCGUACUUCAACGACGUCGACCGGUCGAAACUUCCAGCGGGGAAUUAUGACGGAUCUGCUGUACCACCUCGUCUCUGGUUUUAA
Messenger RNA from Brugia malayi, 954 nucleotides. RefSeq names its product cell division control protein 2 homolog, putative. The transcript is spliced from 7 exons. NCBI's taxonomy places the organism in Eukaryota, Metazoa, Nematoda, Chromadorea, Rhabditida, Onchocercidae. Gene Ontology annotation, cellular component: nucleus. Gene Ontology annotation, molecular function: RNA polymerase II CTD heptapeptide repeat kinase activity; cyclin-dependent protein serine/threonine kinase activity; ATP binding. The record is from RefSeq and is a predicted model, not a curated record. Gene Ontology annotation, biological process: protein phosphorylation; mitotic G2 DNA damage checkpoint signaling; G2/M transition of mitotic cell cycle. The coding region runs from base 1 to 954 and encodes 317 amino acids.